Messenger RNA from Perca flavescens (yellow perch), 1229 nucleotides. Its product is annotated as deoxyhypusine synthase. The transcript has 9 exons. The coding region runs from base 80 to 1021 and encodes 313 amino acids. NCBI's taxonomy places the organism in Eukaryota, Metazoa, Chordata, Actinopteri, Perciformes, Percidae. Gene Ontology annotation, cellular component: cytoplasm. Gene Ontology annotation, biological process: peptidyl-hypusine biosynthetic process. The record is from RefSeq and is a predicted model, not a curated record. Gene Ontology annotation, molecular function: deoxyhypusine synthase activity.
UGUAGUUGUGCUGCUUAUGGAUGUUCAAACGACACAAAUGAAGAAAAAAAACAGUAAGGGAUAACAUUUCACAGAAAAUAUGGCACACCAUAACCACCCAAUAGUUGGGGAUCUCAGGAAAACCGUCCCGAUACCAGAGGAUACACCAAAUGUCCAGGGCUACGACUUCAACCAAGGAGUGGACUACCGCGCCCUGCUGAAGGCUUACCUUACCACAGGCUUGCAGGCCACUAAAGUUGGAUUGGCUAUCCAGAAGAUCAACGCAAUGAUCGAGAGGCGUCAGCAACCGGUGGAGGGAGGUGUUGAUGAAGACCCAUCAACCUGCCCCUGCCUGAUGAGCUGCACCAUCUUCCUCGGUUACACAUCAAACCUCAUCAGCAGCGGACUCAGGGAGACUAUCCGCUACCUCGCAGAACACAAAAUGGUGGAUGUCUUAGUGACCACAGCUGGAGGUAUAGAGGAGGAUCUGAUGAAGUGUUUCAGCCCGGCUUACAUUGGAGACUUUACUAUGUCUGGCAAGGAUCUGUACAAAAAAGGCCAUAACAGGGCUGGAAACACUCUGAUCCCCCAAGAAAACUAUGUCAAGUUUCACAAAUGGAUGCCUCCGAUCUUAAAGCAGAUGCUGCUGGAGCAGAACACUCAGGGCGUUUGCUGGACUCCAUCUAAGAUGAUCCAUCGGCUGGGAAAGGAGAUCAACAACCCUGAAUCUGUUUACUACUGGGCCUACAAGAUGUACAUUCCGGUGCUCUGCCCUGCCCUGACAGACGGCGCUAUAGGAGACGAGCUCUUUGUCUUCUCAGCUGAAAACCCGGGCUUAAAACUGGACAUAGUUGAAGGUAAAAGAUUUGAUGGUUCUGAUUCAGGGGGCAGUCCUGAUGAGGCCAUGUCCUGGGGCAAGAUCAAAGUAGAUGCUAAACCUGUGAAGGUGUGUGCAGAUGCUUCCAUCAUUUUCCCCCUGUUGGUGGCAGAGACCUUUGCAGUCCAUGCUAAUAAGAUGACAGCUGGCAAGGAAAACAAAUAAACAAAUUGUCGGUCUGGAAUACAAAGCUUCAGAUGGAAUCAGUCAUAUUCCACAUUGUAAACCUUGAAAAAUUAUAAAAAUAAAUGAAAAUUCGAAAUUCUGCUUUGUUUCCACCAGCAAGGCAAAUGAUAAUACCAGUAAUACUGAGGUUCAAAGGCUAUAGUGUACUGUUAAACCCUUUAUGACAAAUUUGUGAUUCUGGGCUGUA